Messenger RNA from Lycium barbarum (goji berry), 1251 nucleotides. RefSeq lists its product as uncharacterized. Gene Ontology annotation, molecular function: nucleic acid binding; zinc ion binding. Bases 1 to 1251 code for a protein of 416 amino acids. The transcript has a single exon. Lineage: Eukaryota; Viridiplantae; Streptophyta; Magnoliopsida; Solanales; Solanaceae. The record is from RefSeq and is a predicted model, not a curated record.
AUGUCAACCGACUAUCAAGCAUGGGUUGUGAUAAAGAAGGGACCAAAACCCAUUCCCAACAGUGAAGCAAAAAAUGAUAAAGAAAAACUAGAUGAGAUAUCAUUUGAUAUGACUAAGGGACAACAAGAAGUCAUUACGACAAAUGCUAGAGCUAUAGCUCUACUAUACUGUGCAGUCAGUGGAGAAGAAUAUAGCAAGAUAUCAAACUGCGAGACUGCAAAGGAAAUGUGGGAUAAAUUGGAAGUAACCUAUGAAGGCACAUCUACAGUUCGAGAAAACAAGAUUGAUGCUCUUCAUCACGAAUAUGAAAACUUUAUGAUGAAGGAGGAUGAAAAUAUUGAAUCAAUGUUCUCAAGAUUCAGCAAAAUUAUUUGUGAGUUAAAAUCUCUUGGGGUUGUGUAUUCAAAUUCUCAACAAGUAAGAAAACUUGUCAGAAGUCUUCCAAAAUCAUGGGAAACCAAAGCUAUUGUUUUGGAAGAUGUAAAACUGGACAAAAUGACUUAUGAUGAACUCAGAGAAAAUCUCAUGACCUUUGAGAAGAAUCACAUCAACAGGCAUCAAAAGGAAGAGAAGAAGGUAGUGGAAAGUGAUGAUGAUGAUUUCAAAGAAGAGGAAGUUGCACUAAUAUCUAGGCCCAUAGCGGAAGCAAUGAGGAGAUCAAGAAAUAAUCGAAGAAUAAGUUCAAAUUCUCUCAAAGGAAAAAGUUCUACUGAUCAACAGAAAAAUGAUGGGAAAUGCUAUGAAUGUGAGAAGUAUGGACAUAUUGCCUCUGAAUGUUCAAAAUCAAGAAGAAAACCUUCCAGGAACUAUAAAAAACAAAGAGCAUUCAACAGCUGGAGUGAAGACAAAAUCUCAGAAAAUGAAGAUGAUGUGGAAAACGUCUACUUCAUGGCAUUUGGAGAAACUAGCGAGGUAAGACCUUAUCCCUGUGCUAAAUGUAAUGAAACACAAGAAGUCUUAGAUCAAACCCAUGAGGACUUGGAUAGAGUUUUUGAUGAAUUUAGAAAACUUCAAAGAGAAAAGAAAGACUGGUAUAUAAAACUGCAAAUAUGUGAUAUUGAAAAACAUCUUAUUCAAGAAGAAAUCUGUGAUUUGCAACUACAGAUCAAUAGUUUGCGCAAAUCUACCAUUCAUAGUUCUGUAAGGUCUAACCAGUCGACUCACAGCUGCAAGUCAACUCGGAAGAAACCUAUGAGUGACAAUUCUGAUAACAGUGGAAAGUUGAAAUAUCUUGAAAAGAAAGAUCAGUAG